Messenger RNA from Amoebophrya sp. A25, 4098 nucleotides. The record is from the annotation of a GenBank genome assembly. Lineage: Eukaryota; Dinophyceae; Syndiniales; Amoebophryaceae.
UAGCAGUGGCCCUUUUUUAUUGAGUAACUAGUACUUUUUAAUGUGGUAAGGUUAGGUGGAAAGAAAAUUAUUCCGACCAGUGUGGUACAAAAGGGAAAGUCAUGGAGUUUCUUCGAUCUCUCGGGUUGUCGCGGGACGGCUGUUUUGAUCCGAGUCCCUUCUGCGACCUUUAUUUUCAUGUGCAUGAGCUUUUGGCUGUCACUGGCGAAAAAGCACAGCAGACUGAUGACAAGCAAGUGUCGCUUCUUGUCCGGUCACACGGGUUUCCAGAGGACAGUCGCAGAUUCCUGAUUCAGUGGCCUGACGAGCGGUCCGUUUUCUUAGGCGACAUUCCAAAAGACGCUCUUUUGCUGUUACAAAUAUGGGAGGGAAAGAAGCCGCAAAAUGCUACUACAGCGCCCACUGCAGGGGCAGGGCAGACUGCAGUGAAGCUUCUCGGUCAGUUAUCGUUUGCGGUGUCAGAGGAGCUAUGCUAUAUGCGAUGGAUACGGAUCGAUAAGGAGGACGGUGCAGCUGGAGGUACAAACAGAAGCUUUCAGUGAAAGCGGAGCACUCUGUUCGCUUAAGAGUUAAUCGUUUGCUACCUGCUAGUACAAGGUAUGCCUUAUAUCCUUAAUUCUCACGACUACUAGUGCUAGUUUAUGAAGAUGUUGUUUGUAGAAGUCCUUUAGUUUUAGCUUCUCUGUCGUGUCGAUCGACAGGACAUUUGCGGAGCGGCGAAGAGGACAUGGCUGUGUGGCGUGCGCAACGUCGGAGCAUGAUCAGUCAAAGCGUGACACCUCUGUUGACGCCAUUUGAAAGUAAGGACCUUGCUGGGGGUGACAUUGACGUGGAGAAUCCGCCAUUCGUCACUCCCGGCAUUGUCCUUGAACAGCAGGCCGCGGCGACCUCUGAUCAGGUAGACACCAGUGCAGACAGUGUAGGCGAGAGUAAUGCAGGAAUCUCGCGUGGUGCAAGCAAGAAGGGAAUGCCGUCUUUGGGCUAUGCCAAGGAUUUGCCAACAAAAAUCGAUGCGCAGCACUGUUCGACGGUACCUGCAACUGCGCGCAGUUGUGUUUCAUCUCUCGUUGUGCAUCCGGGUCAGUUUUCAGAGGACGCCGCGGCAGCUCCGAUCCUCGCGUGUCUCUCGGUUUUUCCUGCGGAAGAUGCGAAGGCGCACUUCCCCUUGCACCCCUUCGAGAAGAACGGCGAGUUCAAGGCGCGAGCAUGGGCGCCACUUCUCGAGGCUGCCGACUCGCAGCACACUUGGCUCGCAGCACUGCUACGCGAGCAGCGGGAAUCUCUGUCUUUCAGGGAUGGGCCAGACAAUGUCGCGGAGACGACAGGCAGAAUAAUGGAAGAUCCUGGAACCUGCAGCACUCCGAGCUCCCCUAUUCCAGUUGUGAUCCGGAGAAGUAUCACUGAAAAAUCCAAGAAAGGAAACCGUAUUGCAAUUUGUGAGACACGUGAUAUCGACUUAGCUUGACCGUAGGUGGAUAGCUGGAGAAAAUGGAAAUUAGAAAGUGCUGAUCAACACCGUACAGACUUUCGAUGAAUCAGCAUGAAAUGCAGUGAAAGUUUUUUCCUCCACAUUAGGUAGAGAUCUUCCACCCGGACAGGCAAACGAUACAAAAGAGACGGCUGCGGGCAGUUCUGGAACUUCCAAAGAGUCGUCCAGCUCAUCAUACGCGGAUUGCACGGUGAGUCAAGAAACUUACAUAUAGGGUGCUCACUACGAUUUCUUUCUGCCAGCACUAGACGUUUUUUGCGAAAGUUCGUGGGGAUAAACAAGCAUUUUUACUAAAGUUUGGUCGAUAUUUCUCAAGCGUACAGUAUCACCUUGAUGUGAUAACUUUUUGUAGGAUGGCGAGGCCGAGGCAGUAGAGGUACAUUCCGCGCGUUCUGACGGUGUCCGCACGCGGGACCCCGAUGAGUUGGCGAAGACGAGGCCUGAAGCAAAUGUCGACGACUCUGUCAGUGAGCGGUCUGCGGCGGAAGCUACGGGAGAGCACGCGACGAAUCUGCGACGGCGCGUAGUCCUGCUGGAAGGAAAAUUAGCGCAGCGAGAAAUAGAGCGGGAGAGAUUGCAGGAAGAAUUUGAUCUAUCCAAAUCCAGCAGUGAGGGUUUGGUCUGCGGCUUACGGCGUAGACAGGAACAAGAUGCGGCAAAACAUAAGACAGAAAUAGUCCGUCUCCAGCAGGUUGUGGCGAAAAAAGACGCAACACUGAAGGUACGAGAAGUUUCAAUUUUGCGAAAUCUUGGCGAAUGGUAUAACUUAAUACUGAAAGAUCUUCGCAAACGAAAAUUAUCUCUUCGAUGCUCAUGAAGCAGAAACGUUUUUGCAAUGCUUCAUUUGAGUCUAAUUACUCUUGACCCAUACUAGGAACUAUUGCGAAAAAGCAACGUGAAAAUCGACGAAGGAAACGCGACAAUAUUGAAGUUGAAGAGCGAACGCGACAGGCAGAGGGAGCGAGCGGACAAGGGGGACACGGAAAGGGAGAAAUUAGGAGAAAAGAACCGCGAGCUGUUAGAUAUAGUGCACUCGCUGUACAGCGCAUCAGAAAAAGGAGGACUUGCUCUGGACCGCAGCAGCAUCGAUGCAUUCUCGAAGAAAUGGAACUCCCCGCCCUUGAUAUUGCACCACUCAGCAGCAGAGAACUCGGCUGAAACCCCACUGGAAACGAGCCAGCCAGGCGGUGCAGUCGAUAUGGUUUCACUCUUUCACUAUCAAUCAUCAAAAUGAAAACAAAAAGUAGAAUCUCAGUUACUGUAAGUAUGAUGUGUUACUAGCUACUAUGGUAAAAUCGAAAACGGCAACCUGCAAGAUGAAGUAGAUAGCGACUUCCAUACCUGCUCUAAUGCUGUCCUUCCUCCAGUAAGUGGACUCGAGGAUACUGUUAUUCCGGGACAUGGUGCAGCUGGUACUGGAGGCGGCGGCGUCGCGGGGACGCAAUUCGUUAGAGCUCGAUAGAUGUCACUCACUUUGUCUUGAAACAGCUCUAGCCACAAUCAAAGAAGGCGACACGGACUAUUUUGGGACCGCAGCAGCGAUACUAAAAAUUUAGAUAUAGAUUGAUCAAUCACAAGCUUACACAAGUCAAUCACAAGAAUCUCAUAUAGCAUAAAGGAUCUAGUAUGCAUAUUUCAUCGAAGAAAUGCAGUCGAGAAAAAAUGAAUCAGAUGAAAAUGAACAUUACGGACAUGGGUACCUCUAGUGCUUAUUUGAAGUGACGCCAUAAUCUUGGGUUACUAAAGUGUAGAAAUGUACAGUCCUUGACUUAACCAAAUGUAUGAAGCGAAAAACAGAGUAGUUUUAAGUUGCGUUGCAAACACGAUCCAUUAGUUACGAGUUGAUUCCCUUUUCGAGUUAUUCCUUCCAAGAAAUAUAUUCGGAAUGUCGCAGUUUUCCUGAGAUCGGCUACGAACCUUAGGCAAUCUACACGGAUGACGAUGCGCGAUUCGUAGUACCUACUCAGGCCUUUUUUUUUGUCGAUCCUCGUUCCCGUACUAGCCUCAAGUGGACGGGCAUGUCGAAUUUGAAAAAAGUCCAACAGCGAGGCUAUAAAGCAUUCGAUCUACAAACGCACGAUAAAACUAGAAGUAAUAGUGAUAUUAGUGUAGUCAACGGAGCAAAGUAGAAAUGACAAAGUCCGUGCUUCUAAUUGUUGAAUUUUCCCUCUCAUUACAUUGGCAGUAUUGAUCAUCACAUUCUCGUUUUCGUGGCAAUCUUUCACUAUUGACAUUGCCCACCUCGUGUGGAGUCAACUCAGAAAUCAAUAAGUCAGUCGAUCCCGAGCACGAGGAGUGCGCAUUAGAUGUGAAAGAAUAUUUAGUGGCAUCCAAAACGCGUCUGCGGAGCGGGUUUUGGUGCACUUAUCCGUUGGGAUGCUAUGUAUAAACUAACUUGACAUCAUCUUCAUCGCGAAGGAGGAAGUAUUGUUUUCCAUGAUAAAGAUGUGGUUACAAUACUCACGCUUGCUGUUGUCACGCCUAUGUAAUGAAUUCGAUUUACCUGCCGCUCCUGUUUCGUGAUUCAAAGGAAAGCAGUUGACGUCCUUCUCUUCGGGGUGAGUGUGGGGAAAAAAUGUGUGGAUCGCACUGAAAAUUGCAAAAAAGAG